Drosophila persimilis is the source of this 2132-nucleotide messenger RNA. RefSeq names its product protein patched. The coding region runs from base 1202 to 1597 and encodes 131 amino acids. Gene Ontology annotation, molecular function: hedgehog family protein binding; hedgehog receptor activity; smoothened binding. The transcript has 5 exons. NCBI's taxonomy places the organism in Eukaryota, Metazoa, Arthropoda, Insecta, Diptera, Drosophilidae. Gene Ontology annotation, biological process: smoothened signaling pathway. Gene Ontology annotation, cellular component: plasma membrane. The record is from RefSeq and is a predicted model, not a curated record.
UCAUGAGAGUAAGUGUAUAGCCGAUGCAUUGAGAGAAUUAAUUACAUUUGCUAAAUCAAUCACAUUCUGAGCUCGCAAUUACAAACAAAAGAAAAAAGGAGCCGCAGAAGCGUAUGAAAGAAAAACGUGAGCGCUGCUGGGUGGUGAGAGCGUGCGAGAGAGCGCGACCAUGAAGGAGAAAAUAAUAUCGUGGCAAAAGCAAGCGGCGGUGAAAAAUUCGAAUCAAAACGCAAACGGUUGUGCACGCGUCGUCGUUGUCGUACAGAAAAGAGAGUCCAAUAAUUUGAUUCAUGCGGGCGCCAAAUUAAUACGGCAAAGUAACUAACAUACAAGCGAAAUUCUUAAAACGCAGUUCAAAAGCGCUUCUUAGGAGUGUGUGAGUUUGUGUAAGUAACGUGCACUAAAACAUACUAUGUGUGUGCGCUAGUGUUUGUCAGUAAUUGUGCAGUUUGUGAAAGUUUUUUUGCGAAAGUUUUGUGAUCACUUUAAAGCGCAUUUGAUAAAAGCGGCCACCGAUUCACUCACUAAAUAUAUAUAUAGAGAAGCGUUUUCAAGAAUCCAACGCCAACGCAACAUUUUAUGCGGCAUUACGUUUAUGCGUGAGCGGGAGCGCCAUCGCCUGUGUGUGUGUUCGUGUUCUUAUUGGCAAACGUCAAUUUAUAUAAUCGUCGAUCGCUGAUUUAUAUUUUAUCUCCAUUGCAUGUGCGAACGCUCUCCCACCAAAACAAACCGACAGCUUUCCCUCUGUCCAGAACUGAGAACAAAAUCAUAGAUUAUUUCACCUCUGCGCCGGCUGUGACUUCUCUUUUUUGUGUGCACUUUGUCUAAUGAGACUCUUUAAGGAAUCUGCAAUCUGCAGCGCAUCUUCGACGAUGAGAUCCGGGACGGGCGACUGAACAAGGAGGUUUGGUACCCGAAUGCCAGCAGCGAUGCCAUCCUGGCGUACAAGCUGAUCGUGCAGACGGGCCAUGUGGACAAUCCGGUGGACAAGGAGCUGGUGAAGACGAAUCGGCUGGUCUUCAGCGAUGGCAUAAUCAAUCCGAAGGCCUUCUACAAGUAUCUCUCUGCCUGGGCCACCAACGAUGUCUUCGCCUAUGGAGCCUCUCAGGGCAAACUCUAUCCAGAACCGCGUCAGUAUUAUCAUGCGCCCAACGAGUACGACCUGAAGAUACCCAAGAGCCUGCCCCUGGUCUACGCACAGAUGCCCUUCUAUCUGCACGGCCUGACACACACCUCGCAGAUCAAGACCCUGAUCGGACACAUACGCGACCUGAGCGUUAAGUUCGAGGGCUUUGGUCUGCCCAACUAUCCCUCCCGCAUUCCAUUCAUCUUCUGGGAGCAGUACAUGACGUUACGCUCCUCGCUGGCCAUGAUUCUGGCGUGUGUCUUGCAGGCUGCCUUGGUGCUGGUCUCCCUGCUGCUGCUGUCCGUUUGGGCCGCCGUGCUGGUGAUCCUCAGCGUCUUGGCAUCGCUGGCCCAGAUCUUUGGGGCCAUGACCUUGCUGGGCAUCAAGCUGUCGGCCAUACCCGCUGUCAUACUCAUACUGAGCGUGGGCAUGAUGCUCUGCUUCAAUGUGCACAUCUCCCUGGGCUUAUGACUUCGUUGGGCAAUCGUCAACGUCGCGUCCAUCUGGCCAUGCAGCUGUCAUUGGGUCCCCUGGUGCAUGGGAUGCUCACCUCUGGGGUGGCCGUUUUCAUGCUCUCCACGUCCCCCUUCGAGUUCGUCAUCCGCCACUUCUGCUUCCUGCUGAUCGUGGUCCUCUGCGUGGGGGCCGGCAACAGUCUGGUGGUCUUCCCCAUUCUGCUGAGCAUGCUGGGGCCAGAGGCGGAGCUGGUGCCGUUGGAGCAUCCCGAUAGGAUAUCCACGCCCUCACCGCUGCCCGUGCGCAGCAGCAAGCGCUCGAACAAGUCGUUCAGUGGGAACGGCUCGCGUACAUACAAAAAAGAACCACAAGGACUUGAACCAAAAUAGUAUCGCUUAUAUGGAAACGAAUGAAACGAGAGAAAAAAAAGUACUAUUACUAAAUCGAGAAAUAACAAUUACAAACAGACAUAAAAAACAAAAACAACAAAAAAAGCCCUCCCCCGUAACGGUACUUACAACCAAAAUAAAAUGAAAAUAUAAAUACAUAA